AUGGCUGACCCCUCCCUCUACACCUACCCCUCCCCCCUCACGGGCUACGAAAACCUCUCUCCUCUCCCCAACGAACUCAAUCCCGACGGAAAAAGUCUCGUGAAUCCUCCUACGGGGAUUCAAAGCCCUAGUUACGAGAAAUUUAUUGAACCUUUGGAUAAUGGGGUUAGGGGUGCUUUUCCCGGAACUUCGCGUCUACAGAUUUUGGGAAGAACCAAUUGGACCUCAUCCUGUUGCAAUGUUUGA
Sclerotinia sclerotiorum 1980 UF-70 is the source of this 246-nucleotide messenger RNA. RefSeq lists its product as hypothetical. The record is from RefSeq and is a predicted model, not a curated record. The coding region runs from base 1 to 246 and encodes 81 amino acids. The transcript has 2 exons. NCBI's taxonomy places the organism in Eukaryota, Fungi, Ascomycota, Leotiomycetes, Helotiales, Sclerotiniaceae.